Molecule: messenger RNA, 372 nt
Organism: Galleria mellonella (greater wax moth)
Lineage: Eukaryota; Metazoa; Arthropoda; Insecta; Lepidoptera; Pyralidae
Exons: 2
Coding region: 1-372 (123 amino acids)
Source: RefSeq, a predicted model, not a curated record
AUGUCGCUGUUCGAUCCACUGGGCCUCGCCACUCCCAUCACCAUACAGGCGAAGAAGAUAUUGCAGGAGACGUGGCGUACCGGUAUCGACUGGGACACCGAGCUGCAACCACGGGAAGCGGACGCCUGGCGGAGCUGGAUGGACCACGUGCGACGGCUGUCCGCGCUGGAGGUGCCGCGGUGCUACCCGGAGGUAGCCACGGCCGAUACAGCGGAGCUGCAUACAUUCGUCGACGCCAGCUCGGACGCGUACGCCUGUGCCGUGUACUGGCGGGCCGUCGCACCGUGCGACCUGUGGAGAUACCAGGAGGCAUGUGCUCCUGGGCAAAGCUUAGAACUAGCCACGACUCACACAUAUAACGAGCCAAAUUGA